ACAACGAAAAGGACGACAACUAAAGUUACAACUUCAACAAAAGCAGACGCAGCGACGACGUCGACUCAUCCAAUGGUUCUGGCCACUUCCAGGCUCACAACUGUUACAUCAACACAGUUGCCACCAACGCAAUCAUCAACAAUGUCUCUUUCUCCAUCACCACCAUCACCAUCGCCAUCUUCGCCAUCAUCGCCAUCAUCUUCACUAUCUACAACGACGCUGCUAUCAACAACAGUAACAACAACUACUACUACAAGGAGAUCAACGACGACGACUACAAAAUCUACAACGACAACCACCACAAAGAAACAAGCGACAAAGAAAAAGGAAGAUGACGAUGAUAACAACGAUGACGACGAUAAAGAUGAUGAUGAAAACAAUGACGAGAAAAACGACGAGAGCAAGAACGCAGAGCCGGAAUCUGAGGAGCCUGAAGUGCCACUUGAAGAGGAGGAGGACAUUGUUGCAGCUGCAGGGAUCCCUGGAGGGGCUGUAGGAGGGAUGGCUGUAGGUGGUGCAGCUGCUGCAGUUGUAGCAAAGAAGAUGAUGAAAAAAGAUGACGAAGAAGAUGAAGAUGAUAAUGAGGACGACGAUGAUGAUGAUGACGACGACGAAGACGGAAAUACUGAUGACGUCGACGAUGACGUAGGCCCUGACGUAGUGGACGAUGCUGUCCAGACGUCACAGACUAGCCUCCAGAAAAACUACGACAACCUACCUCAGGAUGAGCUCAUAGAAACAAUAAACGACCUGUACUUCCGACCUCCAAGUCUUGUGUCCGAGUCAAGUUCACAUUCAGCAGCAGAUUCUACUGGACACUUGGAGGAAUCCGACAAUUCUGAUGAUUUAGAGAAGAACGUGGGUAUGCCGACAAGUUUACGCUCUCUAGCCGCACUGUCAGCAACGGAAAGUACAUUCCAACUGAAGAGAAGCCUGUCUCGGUUAGGUGGAAGCUCUCUGUUGGAUGAAUGCCAGCCGCUGCUAAGCAAGAGCUCGCCUUUUCUGAAUCAGGAAAGCUUUUUUGACGGCUUCAUGCUACCCAUACCUGUGAGUUUGAGUUCCCCACACAUAGGCGCAGAUGGACAGGCUUCUGAUGGUGGGGAAUCCAUACUUAGCCAGAGCCUAACAUUCGAGCAAGAGGGCUCCCCAGAAAAAACUUCGACACCAUUGCUUCCAGUCACGGAUGACAUUCAAUUUGUAGAUGAGACAGAAUCACUUUUAGGCAACCAGGAACCAGACGAAAGGCAAACGUCGUCACCGAAGCUAGAUGGUUUUUUCACACCGGUUGUCGACGAACCAGUUGCAUGUGAAAAGAUGCCACCAUUAAUCGAGAACCUACCUCAGCUAUGUAUGCCGUCUUUACAGGACACAGAAGCACCACUAUUCAAAGAGGAGUCACCCAUAUUGCAUGAACUCUUACCCGAUCUGAACACCUACCCGAAGCUUCCCCACAAUUUAAAGAAAGAUAUGCCACUGAAUAAAGAUCUACCCGAUGAAGAAGAUUCCUGGAUCCCCUCCUCCAAGUGA
Messenger RNA from Branchiostoma belcheri (Belcher's lancelet), 1527 nucleotides. RefSeq names its product endochitinase A-like. The record is from RefSeq and is a predicted model, not a curated record. Lineage: Eukaryota; Metazoa; Chordata; Leptocardii; Amphioxiformes; Branchiostomatidae. The coding region runs from base 73 to 1527 and encodes 484 amino acids. The transcript has 4 exons.